AUGGAAGGGAAGAAUGCUAUUGUUGUUUCCAUAGAAGUGCAGAGGCUAUUAGGUGCAGUUGAAAAAUUUGGAGGCACACUGGCUUUAUUAGUAAGAGCAAAAGAUGUAAUGGAGGAUGCACCAUCUUUACCACCACCCAUCAAAGAGCUAUUGGAAGAGUUUUCUAAGUUAGUGGAGGAAUCCUCCAAGCUUCCACCUCUGUUGAAGGAUUUAUAUGCUACAGAUGAUAACUUUGCUGAUAUAUGGGCUAGAGUCCAGGCUCACCAGCCUGCUGAUGGGUUCUCUAAAAUAGCGCAUUUCAUCCAUUGCAAGAAAACUAAUGAUGCUCCUCAUGUUGCAAAACUGUUUUUUCAGGAGGUUGUUCGCUUUUAUGGCGUCCCUAAGACCAUUACUUCUGACAAAGAUGUGAAGUUUCUAGCUCACUUCUGGGUGAUUUUAUGGAAGCGUUUUGGAACUGAACUUUGA
Manihot esculenta (cassava) is the source of this 465-nucleotide messenger RNA. RefSeq lists its product as uncharacterized. The record is from RefSeq and is a predicted model, not a curated record. Gene Ontology annotation, molecular function: nucleic acid binding. Bases 1 to 465 code for a protein of 154 amino acids. NCBI's taxonomy places the organism in Eukaryota, Viridiplantae, Streptophyta, Magnoliopsida, Malpighiales, Euphorbiaceae. The transcript is spliced from 3 exons.